This is a messenger RNA of Salvelinus namaycush (lake trout), 4744 nucleotides long. RefSeq names its product mucin-5AC-like. The transcript has 4 exons. The record is from RefSeq and is a predicted model, not a curated record. The coding region runs from base 58 to 3837 and encodes 1259 amino acids. Lineage: Eukaryota; Metazoa; Chordata; Actinopteri; Salmoniformes; Salmonidae.
AGAAGAAGCAGAACGUGAACGGCUAGUGCUUUGGUUUGUUUACGUCGUGAAUAUAAAAUGUCACAAUUACAGCUCUUGAAUGUGUUUCUUACCGAACGAUUAACAGCGGUAGCUAUGGAGAUAUCUGUUGUACUUGAACAAAAUUUAGGCGAGUACCAGGAAGAAAUCUCCCGUUCAAAUGAGGAGAACAAACGUCUACAGAACCUGUUGGACUUGGUUUUCAGCUCCGAAAUCAAGUUACUCCGCGAAGACUCCCAGCAGCUCUCUCUUCCUGUCUCUGAAGAGGAGGUUCCCCCUGAGCAGCAGCACUGUGAGCAGGAGAGUAGCCCCAGUCAGAGGCAGGAGGACCCAGAGCCCACACUGAUUAAAGAGGAACAGGAGGAACUCAGGACCAAUCAGGAGGAAGACCAGCCUCAAGGUCUGGAACCUGAUACCAAAGACCUCUUGAUUCCUGCCUGUGUGAAAAGUGACUAUGAACAGGACCCACCUCUGCCCUCACAUCUUGACCAAACCUUGGAGAACAGAGAGAGGGACUCUCUACCCACCAACACAACUGAACAGAUCAAAACAGAACCUGAUGGAGAGGACUACAGAGGAUCAGAACCAACCAGGGACUCUCAACUCCUCUCUGAAGCCCAGAUAGAAAACAUAGACGAACGUGUUGAUGGGAUGGAGAGACACAUUCCUCCUCCCUUCUCUCCAGACUCCCAGCAGCCCUCUCUCUCUGUCUCUAAAGAGGAGGUUCCCCCAGAGCAGCAGGAGAGAAGCCCCAGGUUGGGUCUGGAGGACCCAGAGCCCACAAAACAAGAGGAACUCUGGACGAUUCAGGAGGAACAGCAGCCGGAAUCUGACAGCAGAGUAUCAGAACCAACCAGUGACUCUCAGCUCCUCUCUGCAGUAAAUCCAGACUGUUCUGCAGCUCUGGGUGAAAACAGAGUAUGUGUUGAUGGGGCAGUGGAGAUGCUUGUUCUUCUUUUCUUCCCUCCAGACUCCCAGCAGCUCUCUCUCCCUGUCUCUGAAGAGGAGGUUCCCCCUGAGCAGCAGCUCUGUGAGCAGGAGAGGAGCCCCAGUCAGAGGCAGGAGGACCCAGAGCCCACACAGAUUAAAGAGGAACAGGAGGAACUCAGGACCAAUCAGAGUUUUCUGGUAGAAAACAUAGAAGAACGUGUUGAUGAGAUGGAGAGACACAUUCCUCCCCCCUUCUCUCCAGACUCCCAGCAGCCCUCUCUCUCUGUCUCUAAAGAGGAGGUUCCCCCAGAGCAGCAGGAGAGAAGCCCCAGGCUGGGUCUGGAGGACCCAGAGCCCACAAAACAAGAGGAACUCUGGACGAAUCAGGAGGAACAGCAGCUGGAAUCUGACAGCAGAGUAUCAGAACCAACCAGUGACUCUCAGCUCCUCUCUGCAGUAAAUCCAGAAUGUUCUGCAGCUCAGAAUGAAAACGGUAAAGUUCAUCAGAGUCCCAGCACUUCUUCAGAACAAGUUUCUAGUAACGUGGAAUCAAAUGAAGCAUCUCAUUUCUCUACCUGGAGUGAGGAAAACAUCUCGGCUACAGACAGCAACUCUUCAGACAGGAGCUCCUGCACUAAAGAAGACUCUGAGGCACGUAAACCAGCCAAGAGAACAUGCCAUUCUAGUGGUGUGGUGAAUGAACCAUCUGAUCUGUCUAACUUCUGUGAUGAAAACCACCCGGGGACUGAGAUCAGGCCUUCAGACGGCAACAAAGACAUGAACAUCCAAACAGACUCUGGGGCUCAUAAUCCAGCUAAGAGGAUAUGUCGGAGGGUGCCUGAUAUGUCAGAGGGUGCAGUAGCAAGACGUGGGAGUGGAGAGAUGGCCUCCUGUUCCCGUCCAAAAGUGCCAGGAUCCACUCGAAAUUACACCCACUGCUUGCACUGUCAAGGUCUGUACAUUCGAAAGUCGCUAUGGAAACAUGUCAGAUACUGCCCUCUGAACCCCAAAGCAGAAGAACCAAAACCUGGACAAAAGAUGAGGAUUCAGUCAGCAAUGGUGUUUAAGUUGUGUCCUCAACCCGACUACGUCAGCACAGGUCUUUGGAAGAUAGUUUGUGGUAUGAACUCCGGCCAAGUUUCAUUUGUGGUUAGAAAUGACAAAUGUAUCCUCCUGAUGGGAGAAGAGAUGUACAACAAACUACCGCCAGAUGACAGAAGAAAUAAAUACAUCCAACAAAGAAUGAGAGAGGUGGCAAGACUCCUCAUCACGGCCAGGACGUGUACACCUCUGAUGUGCUUUGAGGACCUGGUCAUACCUAGUAAUUUACCUCACGUCAUCACGGCAGUGAGAGCUGUUGCUGGCUACAACGAGGAGAACAAAACGUACGACUGUCCGACGCUGGCUGUUCAAAUGGGAUACAACUUAAUGAACAUUGGCAGCGCUGUGGAAUCCUCUGCACUGACGUCAGGACAACACAAAGUCGCGGAGUCUGCUGGCAAAUUCAAAAGUUUCAAGUGGAAUGAGGUUGUUUUGGCUGGAGCACUGUCCACUCUCAGUGAACCCAAAAAUACAUGUCCCCAGCCGACCGCUGUCACACAGGCGCCCUACCAGCCGACCCCCGUCACACAGGCGCCCUGCCAGCCGACCCCUGUCACACAGGCGCCCUACCAGCCGACCCCCGUCACACAGGCGCCCUGCCAGCCGACCCCCGUCACACAGGCGCCCUGCCAGCCGACCCCCGUCACACAGGCGCCCUGCCAGCCGACCCCUGUCACACAGGCGCCCUGCCAGCCGACCCCUGUCACACAGGCGCCCUGCCAGCCGACCCCUGUCACACAGGCGCCCUGCCAGCCGACCCCUGUCACACAGGCGCCCUGCCAGCCGACCCCUGUCACACAGGCGCCCUGCCAGCCGACCCCUGUCACACAGGCGCCCUGCCAGCCGACCCCUGUCACACAGGCGCCCUGCCAGCCGACCCCUGUCACACAGGCGCCCUGCCAGCCGACCCCUGUCACACAGGCGCCCUGCCAGCCGACCCCUGUCACACAGGCGCCCUGCCAGCCGACCCCUGUCACACAGGCGCCCUGCCAGCCGACCCCUGUCACACAGGCGCCCUGCCAGCCGACCCCUGUCACACAGGCGCCCUGCCAGCCGACCCCUGUCACACAGGCGCCCUGCCAGCCGACCCCUGUCACACAGGCGCCCUGCCAGCCGACCCCUGUCACACAGGCGCCCUGCCAGCCGACCCGUCGCACACGCACCCAGCCGACCCGUCGCACACGCACCCAGCCGACCCGUCGCACACGCACCCAGCCGACCCGUCGCACACGCACCCAGCCGACCCGUCGCACACGCACCCAGCUGACCCCUGUCGCACUUGCGCCCGGCCAGCCGACCCGUCGUACAGGCACCCAGCCGACCCGUGGUACAGGCACCCAGCCGACCCGUGGUACAGGCACCCAGCCGACCCGUGGUACAGGCACCCAGCCGACCCGUGGUACAGGCACCCAGCCGACCCGUGGUACAGGCACCCAGCCGACCCGUCGUACAGGCACCCAGCCGACCCGUCGCACAGGCACCCAGCCGACCCGAAGAAACACUGUGAGAUUAAAGUGGAUCACUGAUGAGGUAGCAGCAGUAGAGAAACACAUGAUGCCGUUCAUAAAGAGUAGCCGAGUUCCUGAAAAGAGGGACUGCCUCAAAUGCCUCCAGUCAGAACCUGUGGCGCUGAAAAGCAGAGACUGGUCGGGCAUUAAGUUCUAUGUAAAUAGAGUCAAACAGAGACUGAGUACUGCAGGGGAAUCAGAGGGCAGCAGCCCUGACCGGGACUCAACCUCAGGUCCAGCAGCCCUGACCGGGACUCAACCUCAGGUCCAGCAGCCCUGACCGGGACUCAACCUCAGGUCCAGCAGCCCUGACCGGGACUCAACCUCAGGUCCAGCAGCCCUGACCGGGACUCAACCUCAGGUCCAGAGACUGGCAACCCAACACCUUAGCCAAACAAAAUGUUAUUGUUCUUUGACUCAGUAAUUGGUGCCUUCCGGGUGUCCUAUAAAGUUCAGGAAGUUAUGGGCAAAGUUAGAAAUCUGUUUUACAAUGUAAGUUUACUUUUAAUCCGUCUAUCUGCAUAUUUCAAGACAUGGCAUGUCGGGUGCCGUUAGAUAACCAACGGGUCGGACAAUAUUAUUUCCCCCACUUAUAUUGAAGAUGUUACUGAAAUACAGGAAGUCAAAUUAUACUCCAACAUUAAGAGAAUGGAAGAAUCAAGCAUUUUAUUAUUUAAAUAUCGAAUACAAUCUUUCUACAGACAGAAACAACAUAACAAUUUGAAGUCGUUGGAAAAUGGCCCCUUGUUUUUCAACCCCUGAGAAACAGACAGUUACUGAAGCGUCCCUGGAGAAGUGGUUCUGUGCCUUGCUCAAGGGCACAACAGCAGGAGGCGGCGUCUAGGAUACCCAGAAGCCUACCAGAAUUGUUCCAUUCAGACUUGGGAUUCAAACCAGUGACUUUCCAGUGGCAGGUCUGCCUCUAAGGACAUGAUCAAUGAAAUGUUACCUGGCUAAAACCAUUUACCCCAACUACUACCUUACAAACUGUUUUCCGUAGCUCACUGACUAACCUAGUGUUGAACUAACGUUGGCAAAAGUCACUGCUUUUCCAGAAGUCCUGUUUGAAAUAUUCACAGAAUCAGAAGGGAUGGAAUCCGGAAUCCUUUAUCCAGGAUUUCCAGAAUACCUGUGAGUUUUGGGAAAGCGAUCAGUUGGGCUGUAUUAAAGUUACUAUUGAAUCAUCA